CCGCGCCGACCGAGUCGGCCGGCCACCUUGCGGCGGGUCCCGGCUGCCUCCGCGGGGGAGGGGCAGGAAGAUGGCGGAGGUGGUCGUGGGCAGGGACAAGUGCGGGGAGCAGCGCCUCGUGUCGCUGCCCCUGUCCCGCAUCCGGGUCAUCAUGAAGAGCUCCCCCGAGGUGUCCAGCAUCAACCAGGAGGCGCUCGUGCUCACGGCCAAGGCUACGGAACUCUUUGUUCAGCACCUAGCCACCUACUCCUACAGACAUGGCCGUGGGAAAGAAGCCAAAGCGCUUACUUACAAUGAUCUGUCCAGUGCUGCAGAGGAAUCAGAAACUUUUCAGUUCCUCGCAGAUAUAUUACCAAAGAAGAUAUUAGCUAGUAAAUAUCUGAAAAUGCUUAAGGAGAAGGAUGAAGAGGAUGAGGAGAAAGAUGACGAUGGCGAAAGUGAUGAUGAUGAAGCAGAAUCCUAAACCCAAAACAAAAUGCUUUAAAAGUCAGCCCGGUGAGGAUCCUCUUGGAUUAGCACAACACUGUGUGACUUUAGUCUUCACUUUCCAGAGACUUCGAAGACACUGUAUUCUUUUCUGGCUGAGAUGGAGGACCUCAUGCACCUACACCAUAACGAGCCAAAAGGAAAGUUGUCAGGCCCAGUGUUGGUGGAGGCACCAAGCAAGAGCCUGUCCACCAACAACAUUUCUGCUUAACUUCCAUGUAAAGGUGGAGCUCAGAGAGCUUCUGAACAUCAGUGAUGUAGGAAAGGCCACACCCGGUUUUAGUUCUGCAUGUAGUUUGUUACGUUUUGUUACACUGUGUGUAGUAUGUUAGUUACAUUUGCAUUUUGUAUUUCAGAAAAAUCUGUUUGAGUAUUUGUCCA
This is a messenger RNA of Molossus molossus (Pallas's mastiff bat), 867 nucleotides long. RefSeq names its product chromatin accessibility complex subunit 1 (gene CHRAC1). Gene Ontology annotation, molecular function: protein heterodimerization activity. Lineage: Eukaryota; Metazoa; Chordata; Mammalia; Chiroptera; Molossidae. The transcript is spliced from 3 exons. The coding region runs from base 71 to 463 and encodes 130 amino acids. Gene Ontology annotation, cellular component: CHRAC; nucleus. The record is from RefSeq and is a predicted model, not a curated record.